Messenger RNA from Bombus huntii, 1047 nucleotides. RefSeq lists its product as uncharacterized. NCBI's taxonomy places the organism in Eukaryota, Metazoa, Arthropoda, Insecta, Hymenoptera, Apidae. The transcript has a single exon. Gene Ontology annotation, molecular function: catalytic activity. The record is from RefSeq and is a predicted model, not a curated record. The coding region runs from base 1 to 1047 and encodes 348 amino acids.
AUGCGCAUCCUCCAGACUAACCUGGGAAGGUCAAGGCGAGCACAAGACCUGCUCCAUCAAACCAUCCGGGAGAGCACGGUCGCCCUAGCGGUGGUGGCGGAACCAUACAGAGUUCUGGAUGGCCCGGAGUGGGUCGGAGACACGGACGGAAUGGUUGCCUUCACCUGGACAUCAACGCCCGGGGCGUUCGCCCACGGAGCCCUGCUGGAACGCGGCAACGGGUACGCCGCGGUCGAGUGGGCAGAGAUGAUGGUGGUGGGGGUGUACGUGUCACCCAACAGCGGACGGGCAGCGUUCGAAGAAUUCCUAGACGAAGUUGGCGACUGCGUCAGGCGACGACUCCCCCGACAAGUGCUCGUCCUGGGAGACUUCAACGCGCACUCCACGGAAUGGGGGAACGCCAGGACCAACGCGCGCGGCCGCACGCUAUCAAACUGGGCCGCGGGACUUGGUCUUCUGUUAGUGAACAGGGGCUCGACCAGUACCUGCGUGACGUGCAGAGGGAGCUCCAUUGUUGACAUAACAUGGGCCUCCCCCGAGGCAUUCAGGCGGAUCUCAGGCUGGAGGGUGGCCGAAGGGGUCGAGACGCUGUCGGACCACCUCUACAUAUUCAUGGAGGUGGACGCACCUGGACCUGGAAUGCCGACGACAAACGACGGGCGCGGCCCGCCGAGGGGGAGGCACGCACGCCCACCACCCAGAUGGAAAAUAAAGGAGAGGAAUGAAGAUCUACUCCGGGCGGCUGCUAUAGCAACAGCUUGGAGCUGGGAGGCCUCGACAACGACGACCGAAGCAGACGUGGAAGAGGAGGCCGAGAACCUCCGCCAAGCCAUGACAGCAAUCUGCGACGCAUCCAUGCCACGAGCCAUACCGGGCACGGUGCGAAGCAGAGCAGUUUACUGGUGGAACCCCGACUUCACGGAACUGAGGACGAGAUGUGUCCGGGCCCGAAGACAGUACCUAAGGGCUCGCCGCUGGCGACGACGCGACGAAGAAGAAGUCUCCUUGCGCUACCGGGCGUACCGCGCGCUAUGGCGCUCGCUAUAA